This is a messenger RNA of Linum tenue, 2109 nucleotides long. The record is from the annotation of a GenBank genome assembly. NCBI's taxonomy places the organism in Eukaryota, Viridiplantae, Streptophyta, Magnoliopsida, Malpighiales, Linaceae.
GAAAGAAAACCCGACGCAGAGCAAUGAAAGAGUCGCCGCGGAUCGACGCAGCCGGCGGCGGCGGCGGCACUGAUCGAAUAUCUGAUCUUCCUUCUAAAGUAAUCCACAUUAUUCUUGACCGCCUCAACUCUCCAAUUCAGGCGGCGAGAACAAGCGCAUUGUCCAGAAGCUGGCUCCAAUUCUGGCGCUCGUACCCGGUGCUGGAAUUUCGCCACGAGGACUUCGCCGAUCGUCGGUGUGAUCUUGGGGAAAAGUUCAGCAGCUUCGCCGCCGCCUGGUCGAGGAGGCUUUCGGACCAUGACAACUACGGGAUGCCGUUGGACGUGUUCAGGAUCUCAUCGCCGCCCAAUCGCGAUUUCGCCGGCGAGGAACUCACCGCGCUGCUGGCGUCGGCAGCGGCGCUGGCCGUGAAUCAUACCCUAUCUCCCGUAGAGAUUGUAGUUGAAACGGACGGAUUCCAUGAUUUCCCAGAGGGAUUGCUUUCGAAUUGCAGUCGCACCGAGGUUCUGAAGCUGAGAGGUUGCAGAUUGGAUGAUGACGAUGGAUUCCGAAACCGCUCAGUUUCCUUCGACAGUCUUAGGGUUUUCCAUCUCCAGAACGUCAAGGUCGACGAAAGCGUCCUUCGCAGGUUCGUUGCCAAUGCCACACGUCUGGAAUCACUGCGUUUGGGAUCCCUCGUUGAAUUGGAAAGGCUGGAGAUCUCCGCCGACGGUAAUUUUCCGAACUUGAAAACCCUAAUCAUUGAGCAGCCGCAUUCCCUGAUUGAACUUAAGCUAGCUGCUGCCCCACUGCUAGAGACUCUGGACAUUAAACAUACAGGGCAAUGUAAGCUGAAAGUAGUAUCUUCAUCUUCAGCCCCUAGUCUCAAAGUGUUAGAAUUUAGUGACUCUAAGGGAUUGACAGGGUCUGAUCUUGAUGAGUUAAUUUCCAAGUUACCAUCUUUGGAGUCUCUGCAUUUUGUGAUCAAGGAUCCCAGCAGCAGCAGCAGCAGCUACAGAAUGGAUAAAAUAAGGAUUUCGAGUGAUAAGCUUCUGCAUUUCAGGAUCGACGAUUUCCACCCGAUCGAGGCACUGAAGGAGCUUGAGAUUGAUGCUCCCAAUCUGGUUAAUCUCUACUACUCCAGACGUGGCUCCGGGUUGCGAGGCAAAAUCAAUGUCCUUAAUGUGGCAUCGAAUUGCCAAUGCUUAGUUGAAGUGUUUGACAUUGAUUUUCGUCUACCCAUAACAUACGAAUGGUUUCUUGGAUUGAGGCAGUUUCUUACGGGAUUAAGUAAACUCCACACGGUCUUGAAGCUGGAUGGAGCUGGGUUCUUUAAGCAGGUGUCGUUCGACUUGAGCCAAGCUGAUUGCACUUACCCUCCUCCGGUUGUUCAACAUUUGCAAUUUGGGGAGAAUUCGGCAUACCAGGAUGGCCUGAAGGCGUGUGAUAACCUUCUUGAUGGCCUGUUCUGGGCUUGCCGUCCUAAGUUCGUGGGCAUAACUCAACGCCUUCCAAAACAACUGAAGUACAGCUUCUUAUUUUCAGAGGUAUGGAAACCCCCCCCAAAUGCCCUCUCGUCUCAUCUGACCACCAUAGUUUAGUUUAUUUCAUCAUAAUCUCUUAGAUUUCCCAUGUUACGAGUUCAUUAUAACUACGCUCUUACACCUAUCAAUACAGUACAUCUGCGGGAAGCUUAUGAAUGUCGAUCCUGGUAGCUGCUGCGGCAAUGGUACUUGUUGGCGACAUCAGUUGAAAGAUGUGAAGAUAAUGAAUGGUGUUUACGGGACUAGUGCUGGGAUGAUGGAGAUUUCAGAAGAUGUGUUCUUUUCCCUUGUAGAGCGUAAAGAAGUCCGGUAUAUGUUCACAUGGUAAUGGUGAUAUGUGAUUAUAGAGUAGUUUGCCUGACUAUAUAAACUUUUAGGUAGAUUUCAGAGUACUGUAAGUCUGUAACUAUAUCUGCUACAUUUUAGCUUGUGAAAAUGACUGCUUCAAGCGAAUUGCACCCGCUCGGGUUUUCUUGUUUUUCAAGCAAGAUGGCCGAAACUUAUCCUCAGAAGCUUUGACAAGAAAUGGAUUUGCAAGCGAUUCUGUUUACACAUUCACUAUUUCACCAUAUAAAUGUAUCUGUAA